Molecule: messenger RNA, 3565 nt
Organism: Symphalangus syndactylus (siamang)
Lineage: Eukaryota; Metazoa; Chordata; Mammalia; Primates; Hylobatidae
Gene: ZNF346
Product: zinc finger protein 346
Molecular function (GO): double-stranded RNA binding; zinc ion binding
Source: RefSeq, a predicted model, not a curated record
GCGAUACCUAGGCGCCUGAGUGGCUCUCCACCGGUGAGGGUUUGCUGCGAAGAUGGAGUAUUCCGCGCCAGCCACGGUGCAGGCCGCGGACGGCGGAGGGGCCGGGCCUUACAACAGCUCGGAGUUACUGGAGGGCCAGGAGCCGGACGGGGUGCGCUUUGACCGCGAGAGGGCGCGCCGCCUGUGGGAAGCCGUGUCCGGUGCCCAGCCGGUGGGUAGGGAGGAAGUGGAGCACAUGAUCCAGAAGAACCAAUGUCUCUUCACCAACACCCAGUGUAAGGUUUGCUGCGCCUUGCUUAUUUCUGAGUCCCAGAAGCUGGCACAUUACCAGAGCAAAAAACAUGCCAACAAAGUGAAGAGAUACCUAGCAAUCCAUGGAAUGGAGACAUUAAAGGGGGAAACGAAGAAGCUAGACUCAGAUCAGAAGAGCAGCAGAAGCAAAGACAAGAACCAGUGCUGCCCCAUCUGUAACAUGACCUUUUCCUCCCCUGUCGUGGCCCAGUCUCACUACCUGGGGAAGACCCACGCAAAGAACUUAAAGCUGAAGCAGCAGUCCACUAAGGUGGAAGCCCUGUCGAAACGCCUUACAAAUCCUUUCCUUGUGGCCUCCACCUUAGCCUUGCACCAGAAUAGAGAGAUGAUAGACCCAGACAAGUUCUGCAGCCUCUGCCAUGCAACUUUCAACGACCCUGUCAUGGCUCAACAACAUUAUGUGGGCAAGAAACACAGAAAACAAGAGACCAAGCUCAAACUAAUGGCACGCUAUGGGCGGCUGGCGGACCCUGCUGUCAGUGACUUUCCAGCGGCACUAUUCACAAUAGCAAAGACUUGGAACCAACCCAAAUGUCCAACAACGAUAGACUGGAUUAAGAAAAUGUGGCACAUACACACCAUGGAAUACUAUGCAGCCAUAAAAAAGGAUGAGUUCAUGUCCUUUGUAGGGACAUGGAUGAAGCUGGAAACCAUCAUUCUGAGCAAACUAUCGCAAGGACAGAAAACCAAACACUGCAUGUUCUCACUCACAGGUGGGAAUUGAACAAUGAGAACAUUUGGAUACAGAGUGGGGAACAUCACACACCCAGGCCUGUCAUGGGGUUGGGGGAGGGGGGAGGGAUAGCAUUAGGAGAUAUACCUAAUGUAAAUGAUGAGUUAAUGGGUGCAGCACACCAACAUGGUACAUGUAUACGUAUGUAACAAACCUGCACGUUGUGCACAUGUACCCUAGAACUUAAAAGUAUAAUAAAAUAAAUAAUAAAAAUAAAAAAAUUAUUACUGAAUGGAAUAUUCAUUUUAUGCUAGUUAUUUCGAGUUUUUAAAUACAUAGAGGAACGUAUUAUAGAAAGACCUCUGUGGCUGGGUGUGAUGGCUCACGCCUGUAAUCUCAGCACUUUGGGAGGCCGAGGCGGGUGGAUCACCUGAGGUCAGGAGUUCGAGACCAGCCUGGCCAACCUGGUGAAACCCGAAACCCCGUCUCCACUAAAAAUACGAAAAAUUAACCGGGUGUGGUGGUGGGCACCUGUAAUCCCAGCAGGAGAAUCACUUGAACCCGGGAGGCGGAGGUUGCAGUGAACUGAGAUCGCACCAUUGCACUCCACCCUGGGUGACAAGAGUGAAACUCUGUCUCAAAAAAAAAAAAAAAAGACCUGUGUCUCUUUUUCAAGUUUUGUUUUUUCUCUUUUUUUUGGUCCUUAUGUAGAACAAAUAAAGACUCUAAAACUAAGUUGUAUAUUAUCAAUUAGAGAUGCAGGUGGCAAUCAAGCCAAAUAACAUGACUUUAAAAUCCGGUGUUCUCAGCCGGGCACAGUGGCUCACACCUGUAAUCCCAGCACUUUGGGAGGCUGAGGUGGGUGGAUCAUUUGAGGUUAGGAGUUCAACACCAGCCUGGUCAACAUGGCAAAACCCUGUCUCUACUAAAAAUACAAAAAAAUUAGCCGGGCGUGGUGGCAUGCAUCUGUAAUCCCAGCUACUCAGGAUGCUGAGGCAGGAGAAUCACUUGAGCCUGGGCGGCGGAGAUUGUGGUGAGCCAAGAUUGUGCCACUGCACUCCAGUCUGGGCGACGGGGUGAGACCCUGUCGCAAAAAAAAAAAAAAAGAAAAAUCAGGUGUUCUACACCUUCACUCUGAGGUCAUAGAUUUUCUUAUUUAUUUAUUUAUUUAUUUAUUGAGACAGAGUUUCGCUCUUAUUUCCCAGGCUGGAGUGCAAUGGCGCGAUCUCGGCUUACCGCAACCUCCACCUCCUGGGUUCAAGCAAUUCUCCUGCCUCAGCCUCCCGAGUAGCUGGGAUUAUAGGCAUGCGCCACCACGGCUGGCUAAUUUUGUAUUUUUAGUAGAGAUGGAGUUUCACCAUGUUGGCCAUGCUGGUCUCAGACUCCUGACCUCAGGUGAUGUGGCCGCCUCGGCCUACCAAAUUGCUGGGAUUACAGGCAUGAGCCACCAUGCCCAGCCUGAGGUCAUAGAUUUUCAAGAGGACUUGGAUUUGAAGAAUAUCGAUAGUUUUUUUAUUAAAAAGAAAAAAAAAUAGCUGGGCGCAGUGGCUCAUGCCUGUAAUCCCAGCACUUUGGGAGGCUGAGGCAGGUGGAUCACCUGAGGUCAGAAGUUCGACACCAGCCUCAACAUGGAGAAACCCCGUCUCUCCUAAAAAUACAAAAUUAGCCAGGCGUAGUGGUGCAUGCCUGUAAUCUCAGCUACUUGGGAGGCUGAGGCAGGAGAAUUGCUUGAACCUGGGAGGCGGAGGUUGCAGUGAGGCGAGAUCUUGCCAUUGCACUCCAGCCUGGGCAACAAAAGCGAAACUCUGUCUCAAAAAAAAAAAUAAAAUAAAAUAAAAUAAAAUAACUAGGCAGAGAGGCAGGGGUAUUAGAUCCCCUUUUGAUAGGAAUAUAUACAUUAUAAUUUUAAUCUCCACACAUUCCUAUAAAUAGAUAUGAUGUCGACCACUUUACAAAUAAAGAGGUUGAGACCCAGAGUGAAUGGUUCAAGCUCAUACAGCUGAUAAGACCUUGAUGUUAAUAAAUGUUGAUAUCACUUUGGGUCUUUAGCUCUGUGUGGCUGCAAACCUUACAGUCCUUCCACGUGCCUCCAGCUCUCAGCAUACUUGGCAGGAGGCUCUCCAAGUGUAGGAUGUCUAGCAGAGGCACUGAGCCCCACUCUGUCCCCCUUCUUACAGAGGUGGGCUGUUGACCUAGAAUAUGCAGGCAAUGACUUCAGCUAACAAGGAUUCUACCUUAGCAAAGAAUUUAGGUGUUUGUUUUUGUAGAGACAGGGUUUCACCAUGUUGGCUAGGCUGGUGUGGAACUCCUGGCCUCAAGUGAUCCACCCGCCUCGCCCUCCCAAAGUGCUGGGAUUACAGGCAUGAGCCACCAUGCCCGGUCUAUUUAGGUUUGUUAACAGCUUGACUUCUCCCUGCUGGCUUCAUUCAAGGCCAUUCAUUCAUUUAGUUCAUUCAUUUAGUCAAGUCAUCUAACACUUACUGAUAGGUGUUAUAGUCCAGGGCUUGGGCUAGGUGCUCUCACAUUUAAUUACCUGAUGUAAUCCUGACAAUAACUGUUGAACAACUUUGAUUAUCCCCA